Messenger RNA from Diospyros lotus (date-plum), 2901 nucleotides. RefSeq lists its product as uncharacterized. The record is from RefSeq and is a predicted model, not a curated record. Bases 233 to 2371 code for a protein of 712 amino acids. The transcript has 5 exons. NCBI's taxonomy places the organism in Eukaryota, Viridiplantae, Streptophyta, Magnoliopsida, Ericales, Ebenaceae.
CUAGCAGGCUAGCAUUGUAGCAGCGUGCUUCGCAAUUCGCAUGGUACUUGCCUUACCUUGUACUGCAUCAUUAGUUUAGUUGUCUCAUUUUAAGUACCGGCCGCCGGAAACACCACCCACUGCCGUCAGCCACCGUCGGCUCCGACAAAUCUCGACACUGAAUUCUACAUAUGCAUGGAUUCAUCAACGAAAUGAGUUUUGAGGUCAUGAAAACUUGACGCACUUGUACAGGAUGCUGAGGAACCUCCGUGCACGGCGGCGCCCCCGCUUCGGCGCGCACGUCUGCGCCAUGAUUGCCGCCGUCCUCCUCCUCCUUUCCGUCUCGCUCCUUCACAGCCGACUCGGAUCUAGCGGCGACUCGCGUCACUACCACUACCAGGUACGCUCCGAGGACGACGCUGUUUCAGAUCCCUUGCUAGACGACGCCGACAUCGAGGACGCUCACUCCGGCAAGGCCUCCGACGACCGGAUCGACGAGCUGGACGACGUCGUCCAGGAGGAGUCCAGGGUUUCAGACGACGAUGAUACUAAUUCGGUAGACUCGGAGGAAGAUGAAAGCGAUCGCUCUAGGGGCACCAAGUACUACUUCGAUCACGUGAAUGGCGUCAUUCGGCGCGCUUUUAAUAAGCGAUCUAUUGAUCAAUGGGAAGACUACGAGAGCUUCGAUGCGAAUGUGGGGUCGGAGGAUCGGAGCAAGGUGGCAUUUGGUUCGGACGACUUGCCUGUGGAUGAAGCUGUGAGGAGUAAGAUGGUUCGGGUGAGGGGGAUUGAGGACGCGCUUUUGUUGAAGAUAGGGUCUAGGGUUUCGCCAUUGAGGGAAGGGUGGGGACCUUGGUUUGAUGCCAAGAGCGAUUUCUUGAGGAGGGAUAGAAUGUUCAAGUCCAAUUUGGAGACCCUGAAUCCACUCAACAAUCCCCUUCUGCAAGAUCCUGAUGGCGUUGGCGUCACCAGCCUUACCAGGGGAGACAAGCUCUUCCAGAAGAGUUUGUUGAAUGAAUUCAAGAAAGUGCCAUUUUCGUCCAAGAAACCAUUAGGAUUUGAAGAUUCAACCCAAGAGAUGAAAUUGAACUCCAAGCCCAAACCUAAGUUGGUUGAAGGUGUUACGAAGGGUGUUGUCAAGAUGGAUUCUACUAGUACUAAUGCUAAGACCGAGGAAAUCGAGAGUUUUGGGGAAAGUAGGAGUGAAAUGAAGAGGGUGGAGAGACGGACGUUACGUGACAAUGCUAGUAUCCGUUCCCACAUAAAGAUAAUUGGUGAUUCAUCUAAUUUAUCAUUGAGGAGCAAUAGGCAUGGGGAAGUUCAACAUAGAACUGCAGAAAGUAUUGGCAAGGUUUUUGAUUCAUCAACUAGUAAUUCAGUUCAAUCACGUGGUAGGAAAAAUUUGGAAGCUAAUACUAAGAUUAAAUCUGAGUCGUCUAGUGAAAUACAUGCUAAUGGCAAAAUAUGGGGCUACUUUCCUGGCCUGCACCCUCAGCUAUCUUUUUCAAACUUCAUUGAUACUUUCUUCAGAAAAGGAAAGUGUACCAUGAGGGUUUUUAUGGUGUGGAACUCAGCACCAUGGAACUUCAGCGUUAGGCACCAACGAGGGAUUGAAAGUCUUCUCUUCCACCAUCAGGAUGUUUGUGUGGUUGUGUUCUCUGAGACUGUUGAACUUAAUUUCUUCGAAGGAUUUGUGAAGAAUGGUUUUAGGGUAGCUGUUGCCAUGCCAAAUCUUGAUGAACUCUUGAAAGAUACACCUACCCAUAUUUUUGCUUCAGUCUGGUUUGAAUGGAGAAAGACAAGCUUCUAUUCUACUCACUACAGUGAACUUGUUCGGCUUGCUGCUCUCUACAAAUAUGGUGGACUUUAUCUUGACUCUGACAUUAUAGUGUUGAGACCAUUAUCUGCACUUAAUAAUACAAUUGGUUUGGAGGACGAACAAGCUGGAAAUUCCUUGAGUGGUGGUGGGAGUUUCCUGAAUGGGGCUGUGAUGUCAUUUAGAAAGCACAGUCCCUUCAUAAUGGAGUGUUUGACAGAGUUUUAUUCUACAUAUGAUGAGACCCGCUUGAGGUGGAAUGGGGCUGAUCUUUUGACAAGAGUAGCAAAGAAGUUUUUAAGAGAUAAUAACACCUAUAAUGAGAGAAUGGAACUGAAAUUGCUACCUUCUUUUGCUUUCUUCCCCAUAAACCGGAGCAAUAUCAGAAGGUACUUCUCUGCACCUGCAACGGAGGGUGAAAGAGCUGAACAAGAUGAAAUAUUUAAUAAAAUAUCGAAUGAGUCAUUCACGUUUCAUUUCUGGGACAGCUUGACACCUGCUCUACUUCCCGAGCCCGAUAGCCUUGUAGCCAGACUUAUUAACCAUUUUUGCAUACGAUGCACUGAUGUGUUGUAGUUUCAACAGAACCUCCAGUGCUAAAAAGUAGAAUUGAAUUCAAUAGGAAUGUUAUCCCGAAAUCUCUCAGGCUCAAAUGUACGUGAGCUUUUCCUAAUUUAAAUCUCUCGGCCCCAAAGUUAUACUUAUGAGAUCCGCAGGAGCUAUGUAGAGUAGGUCUAGCGACACAAGUUGAACAGUUAAUAGUUGCUCUAAGAACUUGGUUUGCUUUGUCGGCUAAGGGCCCGUUUGGGCUUGAGUUACAAAAUUGAGCUGAGCUGAGCUGAGUUGAGGCUAAAGUGGGUUGAGAACUGGGAGAGGAAGCAUGUAGUUUCUGGUUCCUGAGAAUAUCUUGUGUAUAUGUAUGUAUGUAUGUAUGUAUCUCCUCACCCUUAAAGAGAGAAGAGUGAGUUAUAUAUUGAUCAUCUAUUACAGGGAAGUGAAUGAGUAGUACAAGCGUUGGAGUGCUCUCUUUCUCAUUUUCUCCACUGGGUUGCCUGCACUUGCAGUCUACUCCACCAUCAACUAUCAAGGUGAAAGUUUUAUUGUCA